This is a messenger RNA of Orbilia oligospora ATCC 24927, 1674 nucleotides long. RefSeq lists its product as uncharacterized. The transcript has a single exon. The coding region runs from base 1 to 1674 and encodes 557 amino acids. The record is from RefSeq and is a predicted model, not a curated record. NCBI's taxonomy places the organism in Eukaryota, Fungi, Ascomycota, Orbiliomycetes, Orbiliales, Orbiliaceae.
AUGGCCGCAUUCUGGAUUCGCAGUAGUAUUCCCGCCGGCCCUUCAAGUAGUUCUCGAUCUUCUAAUAGGAAUCCAAUUAACCGUCACUGUGAUCUUGAAAAUGAAUUGAUUCCUAAUCAUCCUUUGAAUACUAACGAGAAAACCCCCCUCCUCAGAAGGCAAGAUGUUCAUAGCUAUGGCGCUUCGGAGUCGACCUCUCUCUUGUCGCCUCCACCACCGCAACCAGACCCAGAACAGAACAUAAAAUCCAUCCCGCGCGAUCUUCACCGUCUUCGAAUUCGUAAACUAUUAUUGGCACUUAUUUGUAUAACCCUUCUCACUCCGCUGUACACAAUCGCCAGGUGCAUUUCCCCCGGCUGGCCAUGGCCCUCCCCUAAUCCCCGCCCACCUUCAGUACCCUGGAGGUACUACUCUCGUCAAUACAUGUACGGUCUUACCCCAAACACUACAUUAUCAAGCUACACCCUCUCCGUCCACGAAUUCAUAAAUCCCGAUUUAUUUCCCCUCGGCGUUACAGGCUCCGUCAAACUCCUAACAGGAAAACCAACCCAAUCCCACAACCUCCUUGUCUACAUCCAAGUCUAUUCCAACUUCGCCUCACCCAUAAACUGCAUCCAAACGAAUCGAAUAAUAACACCGGGACAAACCGAGAAUAUCACCAUAACCUCCAUCCCAAACCUCCAUCCAGUAAACCGUAAACCCACGGAAUUCCACGACUUUCAAACAUUUGUAAAUGUUUGGGUUUACACCCGUCCCGAGGCGAGGAAAUUAGGACAUGUUUCGAUUUCUACAAACCUUUUGGAUAUUGAGAUUCCGGAAUCAGGAGCGAAACUUGAAACUGAAAAGUUAUCGUUGUCUUCUGUGUAUAAGAGUAUUUCGAACCGUUUCCCCGUCAGCACACCUGGGAAGGAAGUGGACCCGCUAUUUGCAAACCACAUAUCGCUAUAUUCCCGUUUUAAUUAUAUAAUCGGAAACUGGGGAUACGGUCUUUCAUAUUCUGCCACGGCUUCGGAGGGUAGUGUUGAUAUUCGGCUUUACCCUAAACUAAUAAGUUGGGGCAAAUACACACCCGCGGAUAUCAAUAUAGUCGCAAAACACCAUAUCUUUAUCCUAACACCCUGGUUUAAAGAUCAAUUGUCGCUUCGGAACACUUCUAUAUCGAUGCUAUCCCACAAAGGGGAUAUUAAUGCCCAGUUAGUCACGGGUUCAUUUACGAAUCUUACGGCGUUAGAAGGGAAUAUUUGGAGUAAUAUGCUACCAUAUUGGGGAAUCAUCGCUGAUGGUAUAUCUCCAACGAACACUCCAAAAAUCAACACCUAUUCAAAAUUCAACUCUACACUCAGUAUUGACAGACCGGUGGAUGUUGGUGGGUUGGGGGAUGAUCCGUUUGAGAUCAUGGUUGGAAAGCAUGUAGCUGAGGAAGGGAUGAUUAGUGUGAGAUAUCCGGAUGGGUUUUGGAAGGGAAGAGUUGAUGUGCAGAGCCUCUGGGGCAGGGCUGAGAUUUUGGGGAUUGACAGGAAGGAGAGAGAUGAGGUCGUGAGAGAAGCAGAUGGGAAGGUUUAUCUGAAGGGACAGAAUUUGGUGAGCUUUGCUGAUGUGGUUGGAGGGAAGAAAGCGGUGUUUGAGUUCUGGGAGGGGAGUCCGGCGAGGUUCUUUCAUCGAGAUUAUUUUUGA